Caenorhabditis bovis is the source of this 1242-nucleotide messenger RNA. The record is from the annotation of a GenBank genome assembly. Lineage: Eukaryota; Metazoa; Nematoda; Chromadorea; Rhabditida; Rhabditidae.
AUGCUCUCUGGCUUCGAGGCCGACCGUUUCGGCAGUCGGAUUCGGAGUUGGAUACCCACACUCCUCCUCUUAUACAUUCAUAAUAAACUGUUACAUUCUAUUCGCGUUUCUCAUUUCGCAUAUUCCCGCUAUACAUCGGGCAAGACACUGAACUAUGAAGAAAACUCAAAUGCGUUUGCCGCGAACGCCGAAGAAGAUGCAUCGUCUUCUGCUCGUAAUGUGAAUUAUGAAAAGGAAGCAAUGACGAUCUAUCGUUCGAACGUUUUUGAAAACAAUGUGCAUGUUUGGAUUCUGCCGUUGCACUUGUCUCAAUCGAAAUACGGCGGUCGAACGAAACCAUCUUCUGCUUGCACUUUGAUCACUGUACAAAUCGCUUAUGACUUUUUGAGAUAUGAGCUUCCGAUGCCCGUAACUGAUGCCAAUUUAUCUCAUGAUCUUCCUGCAUACAUUCUCGAUACACUCAUUAACGCUGUAAUCGACGGAAAUGCAACUCAUGGACACGCCAUGGCACUUCGAAGAAACGGACACGGUGGUCCAAUCGACAAGCACGAUCUGGUGAAUGCUAAAACGAUUCGCGAGAACGCGGAGAGCAUGUUUUGGUUUCUCCUCGUUUCUAUUUAUCUAACAAUUGUUGUCAGUUUUAGCUCAAUUAUGAAAAAACCAAUUCGCGAUACGUUCACAGUUCCAGAGGCUAUUCGUGUACACCGACCAGAAAUGCAUGAAAUCGAUUACAGGUGCUAUUCGGGAAGAUUCAUGAACAAUUUGAUAAGUGCAUUCGGCAUGGUUGUGAACAGCCCGUAUUUGGAGAAUUUACAAAGAAUUCCGAUCGGAGUGCUAGCAUAUGAAAGAGCAAUGUGCUUCCUUUAUGAUCGCCAAUUGAACACGAUCUGCGUAUUGGACACUCACAUGCAUUUUCGAGGAAAAUCGGGUUCGAUUAUUGCGAUCGCUCCAUUCGAAAGCAUCGAAGAUUUUGUGUUCACUGUCACCAAAUGCGUGUUUCCUGAAGUUUUUCGACAUUCUCAUCUCCACGGACAAUUUGAGAUUAGUUGUCUAAUGUUGACGAGUAUUAUGAACAAAAUCUAUAAAGGAAAGAUAUUUUUGACGAUUCAUGGAGGCAAUGAGAAGCCGUAUUUCUCGAGACACGACCGACUGAAAAUUCGGCAACGAAAAGCGGUUGUGGAAAUGAGAAGGAACGAAAAUGAAAAUGACAGCGGAUAUGAGUCGGAUGCUAGUGAACAGUAA